Messenger RNA from Drosophila guanche, 890 nucleotides. RefSeq names its product RWD domain-containing protein 1. Lineage: Eukaryota; Metazoa; Arthropoda; Insecta; Diptera; Drosophilidae. The coding region runs from base 75 to 809 and encodes 244 amino acids. Gene Ontology annotation, molecular function: protein binding. Gene Ontology annotation, biological process: cytoplasmic translation. The record is from RefSeq and is a predicted model, not a curated record. The transcript has 2 exons.
UUAAAAGUAACCUCAAAGCGGCGGCGACGAGUUUCGCCUAUUUAUUUAUUUUUUAUAUUGUUAAACCUUGCACAAUGAGCCGGAACUACAAGGAAGAUCAGAGCAGUGAGGUGGAAGCUCUGGAUUCCAUUUACUGCGGCGAAAUGGAAAUUCUCGCGACGGAACCUUUUCAUAAAUUCCAAAUCCCAAUUGCGACGGAGGAGUACAAUGCAGAGGAAAAUGAAAAUGGAUUGUCCUGCAAGUUGGUCUUCACAUACACAGCCACAUAUCCGGAUGCGGCGCCAUUGGUGGAAAUUGAGGAAGCUGAAAACUUUGAAGACACAUUCGAGACACGUCUGCUGGAGCAUUUGCGGCUGACCAUUGAGGAAAAUCUCGGCAUGGAGAUGAUAUUCUCUCUGGUAAGCAGUGCACAGGAGUGGCUGAAUCAGCGUUGGGAUGAACACACAACCCAGGCGGAGGAGACGCGUGUGAAGAAACUGCGGGAGGUCGAAGAAGAGGAACGCAAGAAGUUCGAGGGUACGCGCGUGUCGGUCGAGACGUUCAUGAAGUGGAAGCUUGACUUUGAGGAGAGCACGGGCAUCGCAGCGAAAAGGGAGAAGAUCAAUGACUGCAAGAAGCUGACUGGCCGCGAGCUCUUCAUGUGCGACACCACGUUGAAUGAUUCCGACAUUAAAUUCUUGCUGGAAGCGGGCGAAAACAUUGAAAACGUCAAGAUCGACGAGACUCUCUUUCAAGAUAUUGGAGAGCUGGAUUUGGACGACGACGACGAUGAGGACUGGGUGCCUGGUGCCGAUGACGACGAUGAUUGAGCGAACUGAAACAAAUGGUUAUUCGAAGGCAUAUUCUGUGUAUUCUGUGCAACAUUAAAUGCGAACUUUUGGUUAAUCUAA